AGAAGAAGAAAACAUCCAUGGGAAGAAGACAGUGAUAGAGAAGGAUACAUCCAUUUAGUCCUGUGAAGAUGAGAUGUUUUCCAUGAGUUGUGCUGGGCGGCUGUAUCGUAAAUUUAAAGGGGAGACCCCUCAUCUGAAAUGAUGUAUCAGCUGCGUUUAGCUUUUAGCUAGCAAUAUAACUAAGUUAAAUGAACAGCUAGCUAGCAAACAUCCUGUCAGGCUAACACUCAGUUUCCUCACGUUUUCUCUACAAGACGAGGCAACAUCAGCGAUAUUUGAAUAGAGUAUCUAACGACUGUCAAAGACAAUUAAGACCGAAAAGCUCCAUCUGUCCACUAUGGCUUCAUCAGACGUCGGCAUGCAAGAAAUGAGUGAGGUUGUGAUUGUUACCAUACCGGGGUCGGUAAGCGAGGACCUUCCCUCAGUGGUGGAGGAGGAUAAAGCCGUGCUGGUGACUGCAGAGCUGACCCCUCAGCCAGGGGAAGACGUCCUCACAGUAGCACCAGUGGAAGCAGAAGCUGAAGUCAGCAGAACGGAUUCCCUCUCAAAGGAAGAGGCAGUCAUUGUGAAGUUAACUGAGGAGGUGGAUGUGGAAGCUGAUGUCUUCUACCCGAUCACCUGUGGAGACGCCAAAGCCACGCUAGUCUGGAAGAAGUUUGUCUGCCCGGGGAUCAAUGUUAAAUGUGUCCAGUUCAACGAGCAGCUCAUCAGCCCGAAGGAGUUUGUGUGUUUAGCAGGGAAGUCCACUCUGAAGGACUGGAAACGAGCCAUCCGCCUCAACGGCACCAUGCUCAGGAAGAUCAUGGACUCAGGUGAGCUGGACUUCUACCAGCACACAAAGGUCUGCUCCAACACCUGCCGCAGCACCAAGAUAGACCUCGUCGGGACCAAAGUGUCCAUCAGCAGCGACCAGUCUGCUGAACUGGUUCCUGCCACCCCAUCAUCAGCUAACUUGAACGGAGCAGCAGCCUCGUUUCCAGAGGUGCCAGAGGAAACUUCAGAGUGGGUCACAGCCAUCGGAGAGGACUCUGUGGCGUUCUGGCGUGGGGUAAAGGAGGCGGGGCUGCUGGAGGAGGUGGUGGAGGACUUCCAGAGGGAGCUGCAGGAGGUGUUGAAGGGGCUGCAGGAGAGGGUGUGUGACCCACCGCUACAGGUCAAAGAUGCUGUUUUGCUCAACAACAUUGUGCAGAACUUUGGGAUGUUGGACCUGGUGAAGAAGGUUCUGGCCAGUCACAAGAGCCAGAUGGACCGUUACAGAGAGCAGUACACUCGCAGUCUGGCCGCUCUGGAGCAGCAGUGUGAUGAGCACAGGAAGCGAGCCAAAGAGCUAAAGAGCAAAUCCCAGCACCUCAACAACGUCCUGAUGACCCUCACCCCAGUCCCUGCGCCCCCUGCGCCCAAACGCCCCCGGCUGACCCGCGCCAUCUCUGGCCCCGCUUCGGUCAACGCCACUCCCACACAGAUCACGCUGCCUCUCAACCAGCUGACCGCGCUGCCGCUCGGCAAGGUGCUGACUAUGGCGGGAGCCCAGGCCGGCACCAACCUGGGCGGGUACACCCUGCUGACCUCCCCGCUCGCUGGGUCAGAGCUGGCAGCCGAUGCCUCCAACCUAACUGUGCUGUCCACAGCGGCAGGACAGGAGGGCGCGCCCGGUGCCAGCGGCUCUGCGGCCUCCACGGCCUUCGUUAAGGUGGUUGGACCUCAGUACCAGCUGGUGACGCUGCCGGCCACGCUGCAGAGCCUGGCCACCACACAGAACACCACCAUCUCACAGCCCGUCAGCAGCAUCAGUGUGGUGGACGCCACGGUAACCGCUGUGGAUGAUUUGCUAGAGGAAGGACAAGCUGACGGUGAUGAGGAAGGUCAGCCAGAAGAGGUUAAAUAGUCAAACGGGGAGCAGCUGUUGUCUCCAGUGUCCACUGUGUUAUAUCAGGGUUUGUUUGGUUCCUGGACUGAAUGUGCAUUUCCUGUGAUGCACUCUCACUUGUAAAUGUCUUUAGACUUUUAAGAUACCUGAAUGGCCUUUGGUGUCAGCAGUCUGUAUUUCAUUUGUGAAUUUACUGUAAAUAUGCUGUAUUUGUAUCUAAUAUAUCUGAUACAGCUGUUUCUGUAUGGAUGUGUUCCAUUUAGGCUGUAAAAAAAAAAGUACUGUGCAGUUUGGUAAUAAAUGCUCCGUUUUCAAGAACAAAUUGAACAUCACAUUACAUACAUUACAUAUUCAUGUCUUCAUAAGUGAGUGAGUGACUUAGACAUUGAAAUAAGGACACACUGAGACAUGGACUCAAUAUGUAGUACCUGCUUUUCUCAUUGGUUUGGUCCGAAGUAAGUAAAGACACAUUCUAAAUUUCAUCAAAAUCUUAACUCAGGGUCCACUUCUUUGGUUUUUCUCGGGCCUUACAACCACAUCUCAGGGUCUUAAUCAGCGUAUGGAGUUUGCUCAGUUGUCAUGUGUGCCACUAGAUUGUAAAUUCAUCACAAAGAUUAUAAAAAAGAGUGAUGGGCCAGUGUUGAGGACAUAUUGGUAUUAAGAUUUUCCAUGUAAAUAUAUGUCAUAAAUUGACAGUUUUUAUUGUAUAUGUUGCAUUUAAGUGCUCAUCAGGUCAGCUGGAAUAAUGCCUUGCUCUGGUGUGCUGUGUUUGUAAUUUGAUUAAACAUUUUGAAACAU
Molecule: messenger RNA, 2665 nt
Organism: Thunnus maccoyii (southern bluefin tuna)
Lineage: Eukaryota; Metazoa; Chordata; Actinopteri; Scombriformes; Scombridae
Gene: gmeb2
Product: glucocorticoid modulatory element binding protein 2
Exons: 10
Coding region: 338-1885 (515 amino acids)
Biological process (GO): positive regulation of transcription by RNA polymerase II
Cellular component (GO): nucleus
Molecular function (GO): RNA polymerase II cis-regulatory region sequence-specific DNA binding; DNA-binding transcription activator activity, RNA polymerase II-specific
Source: RefSeq, a predicted model, not a curated record